This is a messenger RNA of Colletes gigas, 4719 nucleotides long. It is a transcript of the gene cnc, whose product is annotated as endoplasmic reticulum membrane sensor NFE2L1. NCBI's taxonomy places the organism in Eukaryota, Metazoa, Arthropoda, Insecta, Hymenoptera, Colletidae. The record is from RefSeq and is a predicted model, not a curated record. Gene Ontology annotation, molecular function: DNA-binding transcription factor activity, RNA polymerase II-specific; RNA polymerase II cis-regulatory region sequence-specific DNA binding. The transcript has 13 exons. The coding region runs from base 1237 to 4149 and encodes 970 amino acids. Gene Ontology annotation, biological process: regulation of transcription by RNA polymerase II. Gene Ontology annotation, cellular component: nucleus.
UAGAAAUAUUCGAUAAUUCAGUAGCGUGACUGUUAUUUUGCAGUAUUUCUAAUUAAAAUAACGUUAUUUACAACUUGUCAUUGUAAAUAACAUUAUUAUAGCGUGUUGUAAGUUCAAAGUAUCAGUCGCUAGUAAUCACCAGGGCAGUCAUGUUAAUUUAUAGUCUUGUUUGCAUUAGCAUCUUAAAUCUUAAAUCAUAUAAACAAUAUUGACGAAUUUGUGUCGGACGUUUAAAUUUGACGAACGCGAAGUUAAAUAGAUUGACUGGCUGUUUAAGCAAAUAGGGGAGAAAUAUGCGCUUGGCUCGGCCCUGAGAACUACGUUGCUUGAGUGAGUGCUGAGUCACAUAUCGUGAACAAUCUCUCCCAGCAAGGUGUGCUAGUCGUCCUCCGUGAAAUGCAUUCUACUGCAUUAGUAUAACGUUAUCGUCGCCAAAACUAUAACACCAUGGAAGCAAGAUGAUUUAGCAGAGGAAGCUUUUGGCGCAUGUCGCGGGCCUCGAAUUGCUACCAGUAAUAAAUUUGAAGCAGUUCGGAACCCGGUAUCGCCCUUGUGAAACUGUCAGUUUCUACCAGUAGACUUGGAGGUUUUGCUUUGUAUAGUAUCUGGCGUACUGUGACAGUGUUAAAGAAGUGUUGCCGCUAAACCGAAGGAAUACCAUUUUGUAUUGUCAAAUGAAAUCCGAGGCAUGCGUAGGAUGUACGCGACGUACACUGAAUGUUUGACGUGGCUAGUGUGUGUUUUGAGGUUAUUUCUGUAUUCGUGUAACUGACCUAUACUUGUUUAAAGAGAACUCCAAAUCUUUAUUUUCAUUCCGAUGGUCUGUCGAAUAAGUUGCUCGAACGAGAACACUUUCGACGAUCGUAUUUCUUAACGUUUCUCGAGACGCUCUCGGUCACAUUAAACAAAGGGAACGUCGGUUUAAACAGUGAAGUUCAAUUUCAACAACAAUUAAAAGCAUCGUUUCGCAUUGUUCGUCGUUUAAAAAAUUAUUACGUGUAAUCGUGUGUACAAUUCGGACGUUAAAAUAUAAACAGUUGUGUAUAAACGUUUGACAUUUAAUCUGAAAGUGAUAACCAAAGUUCAACAUGAGCCACUAUACAUUCAUGACGACUUAUUUAGCCUUUGUGUUCAAUAUAACUGCCAGGCCGCUGUGACAAUAAGUUACAUCCCUGAGGUUGAAAUAAGUUUAACGAUAACAGGUGAUUGGAUUUAAACAAAAAAAAAAAAAGCACGAUGUUGUGUCUAAAGAAAUUGUACCGCGAGGAACUCUUGCAGUUUGCGCUGUUGCUUUCUUUGUUACGGGUGGAUCCAGAGUCUUACCUUGGUUUGGAUAUUCAAACCAUCGGUGUAGGAUCUUUGGAUUUAAACAAUGGGUCCGGAUGGCACAACGAUGCUCGCACGAUUAUUCAUCGUCCUAUGUUCGUGCACCCAAAGAAUCUGGACACGGUACUACUAAACUAUGAGAGAGAUUUAUUCGAAGACUUAAAUUCCUUAGGAAGAUACAACAGAUUGAAUUCUGGAUUAAACAAUAUCCAUGCAUAUUUGUUAAAUGUCGAAGAAUCAACGAGAGAUACUGCUGUAGCAGGGCCUAGUAUUUCAAGACAUCCGGCUAGAAAUAUCACGUCGCCUGAUCCGCUAAAUGCUUCCCAAAGUCCUGACGAACCGGCUAAUACUGCGGAACUUACCCAAGAGGAUAUGGAUCUGAUCGAGGUGCUAUGGAAACAAGAUGUGGAUCUCGGAUUCACGUUGGUCGAGCCAACAACCACGGAGAAAAAACCGUACACGUCAGACAAGGGAAACGAGGACGACAUCGAGAAACUAAAAACUCUAGAAGCCAUCAACGCGACCAAUGAGAAGAAGGAUGCAAAAGAGUUCGAAGCGCAAGAAGAUGACCCUUGGGCAGGCCUUCCAUACACCGUGGAUCUCGAAACUGGUGAAUACAUACUCAGCUCUGGCAAUCAAGAAGGAACCGGAAGCAACUCGGCCGAGGAGGACAAUCAGCUGCUCAGGAACGCGUCACUGGACUUAGACAAUCCGUUGGCCGGAUUAACCGAUGAUUCUUUGGGAUUAACCAACACCUUAGAGCUCGAAAAUGAUUUCCCUUCGGACUUACUCGGAGGUGGUCUCUUAGGAAGCGCUAACGUCGAAGGUUUCCUCAACAACAAUACUCUAGGUCUUCCCGACGGAUUCAAUCUCGAAGAGGCGCUACAACUCGUUGGCCUCGAUGAGGCUCAAACAGAGGAAACGAAGCCGGAAGUGAAGAAAAAGAAAAAGGACAGUGAAGAGGAAUCCGCGAGUGCAAAGGACGAAACGGCCAUUACCACCUCGAACAACAUCGAGGUCGAGAAGUUAUCCAGGUGCGAAGAUUCUGAGACAGGCGACAUGAUUCACACACCGCAAUUUCAUCAUCCCCAUCAUCCGCACCAUCGUUCCUUUCAGGGUCGCAUGCCAUUUGUGCGUGCAAUGAGCAUGGAGCAACGGUGGCAGGAUUUGGCAUCUCUUUUAUCCCUACCUGGUGCACCAGACCACUUCGCGCAUCCCGCGCAUCCAGGAUACCCAGGGCACGGUAUAAGCCACAGCCAUUACGAAGCACAACGUAACGUUUUGCUUCAUAAUGCUACCCUAGCACCACCAGUGGGCGAUCUUAAUUCGACGAGUCCCUAUCACAAUGCAGGUGGAUCGUCGAACCUGGGUUCAGCCGUGGCAACAUCGAUGAAUUUAACAAACAGCAGCGAACCGAUUGGAACAGAAAGUGGAGCUGCUUAUAAAUCCGAACCGACCGACAUGAUGUACUAUCAUACACCAACUUCCGAUCAGAUCAAUCAAACUACCGAUGGUUUCCUUUCAUCCCUUCUAAACGACGAGGAUCUGCAUUUGAUGGAUAUGGCCAUGAACGACGGUAUUUACACUAUGCGCAUGCUGGAUAAUGGUAGCAACAAUGCUUCGGGUCCAACGGGAGCAACGGCCUUGUCAGCAGUUCAGACAGGUGGUGGUACCGCUUCUUCGGCAACAGGUCUUACGACACUUCCGGGUGUAACAGACGAAAGGAUGGAUGCAUCCAGCGAUAGUGCUGUCAGCAGCAUGGGCAGUGAACGGGUACCAUCCAUUUCCGAUGGCGAAUGGAUGGAAACUGGAUCUAACUCUAGCCAUACACAAGCCGAUUCUCAUUACACCAUGGAUUAUGCUAGCAAGUAUCGUAUGUCGUACGACUGCAGUUAUUCCGUUUCCGGCAGAAACGGUGGUUCCCCGAGAUGCCAAACGGAACGCACCAUGCCACCGGUGGCACAAAAAAAGCAUCAAAUGUUCGCGAAACGAUAUUUCCAGGAACAAGAAACAGGCUCGCCUCUGGGUGCUACAGCACAUCCAACCACACCGAUCAAAUACGAAUACGAUUCGCAUACGGUUGGUGCUGGGGCACCAGGAAACGCUUACACGGGGCCAAUCGAGGGUGCAGCUGGACCGCAACCCGAAAUGAAGUACACCUGCAGCGUAGAUUUUACUCGUCAUCAAACAGGACGUUCCGCUAUAGAACACGUUCACCAUAAUCAUACGUAUCAUUUACCCGCGGAGAGUUCCGGAUCCCUUCAACGUCCAGUUUCUCGUGACAAAAAAGUACGUAAAAGUGAGAACGAUGAGCAUCUGACCAGAGACGAGAAAAGAGCCCGAGCAUUGAACGUGCCCAUUCCAGUGAACGAUAUUAUUAAUCUACCUAUGGACGAAUUUAACGAACGUCUUAGUAAAUACGAUCUCAGCGAAGCUCAAUUAUCCCUGAUACGCGACAUCCGAAGACGAGGCAAGAACAAAGUCGCUGCUCAAAAUUGUCGAAAACGCAAACUAGACCAAAUUAUCAGCCUCGCUGAUGAAGUGAAAGAGAUGAGAGACCGUAAGAUAAGACUUAUACGAGAACACGAAUUCAUGCUUCUCGAGAGGCAACGCGUCAAAGACAAAUUUAGUCAACUUUACCGUCAUGUGUUUCAAUCUUUGCGAGAUCCUGAUGGCAAUCAGUAUCAUCCGUACGAAUAUAGCCUUCAACAAUCAGCGGAUGGAAACGUGUUGUUAGUGCCAAGGAAUCAAACGAAUCCUCAUCAUCCGCGUUCUACAACGAUGGAACCGAAGACGAAACCCAACCCAGAACACAAGGAAUGAAAUUAUCAGGAGAUCGCGUUUAAAAUAAAAUUUUCUUCGUACGCUCAAGGUACUUAAAGUGUUACGAAAACGCGGUGCUAAGAACGAAAAUUACUUAGGAUUAUUAAAUACGAUAAUAUAAGAACGGUUUGUGUUGGAAGAAUUUUCAUUGCUUAACAAAUUGGUAUGUCUGUACGUCAUAUUUACUAACGACAUCUUUACAAAACUAUUUUAAAAAGCUCACAUUGAGUUAUGUCUUUCUCUACAACUGGAAAAUAAUCACCAAACGUAUAAACACCGAUUGUACAUAUAGUAAUACGAAACGAUUAGAUAAUGUCUAGAAAUAGAUAAACGAUAGUCAACGCUUUACAAAUCUACGUUACGUUUAAACGAAAAAGUUUUUUUUUUUUUUUUUCAUUUAUUAUUUCAGUCGACGAUAUAGUAGACACGCAAUAUUUCUUGAGAGAGUACGAAAAAGAAAAAAAUUAUCAUGUAGUAUACGUUCGAAAUAACACCUUUUUUUAUAUUAAAAUUCAUCAAAAUAUUAUUUAAUAAUUGUAAUUAAAAUAAUUUUCCUUUUUUUUAUUAUUA